This is a messenger RNA of Alligator sinensis (Chinese alligator), 1895 nucleotides long. It is a transcript of the gene BIRC7, whose product is annotated as baculoviral IAP repeat containing 7. NCBI's taxonomy places the organism in Eukaryota, Metazoa, Chordata, Crocodylia, Alligatoridae. The record is from RefSeq and is a predicted model, not a curated record. Gene Ontology annotation, biological process: regulation of cell cycle; positive regulation of protein ubiquitination; negative regulation of apoptotic process. Bases 199 to 1467 code for a protein of 422 amino acids. The transcript is spliced from 9 exons. Gene Ontology annotation, molecular function: cysteine-type endopeptidase inhibitor activity involved in apoptotic process; ubiquitin protein ligase activity. Gene Ontology annotation, cellular component: cytoplasm; nucleus.
CCAUCUUCUCCAGAAAGGCAUCAGUAUUGUCUUUAAAAAAGAGGGCUGAGGUUACCUUGCUUCAGCCACAGGGCAAAGCAGUUGAGUCUUGUAGUCUUAAAAAGGGUUGGAAAAGCAAGUUGUCUUUUCUUGGAGGUCCUGGCUUGGAUCCAUUUUGAAAUGCUCCCACAGUGUAGGGUCUGACGACUGUGCUGGAGCAUGGAGGACAUUUUACCAGCAGAGGACACUGAAGCUGAGCCAAGGAAUUUGCCACUCUUCAAAUCCAGCAUGUGGUGUGAGGAGAGGAGAUUGAGGACUUUCCAGCACUGGCCUGACAGCAAUCCUGUCUCUGCCCCUGACCUAGCCAAGGCUGGGUUCUUCUUCCUGGGCCCUGGGGACAGAGUGCAGUGCUUCUGCUGUGGAGGGAUCCUAAGAAGCUGGGAAGCUGGGGACGUCCCCAUGCUCGAACACCUGAAGUUCUUCCCUUCCUGCAGGUUUGCCUGCGGCAAAGAGGUUGGGAACGAGCAGGCGUUAUCUCUGCAGGAGCAGGAGAUGCUCCCUAUUCGGGACAUCUUGGACUGUGUGGAUGGGCAGAUCUUCAGCCUCUUGCAGAGGCUGGACACGGAGGAGACUGCCCUACCCAGCCAUCCAGAAUACCCAGAGAUGAGGAUGGAGGAGAUGCGACUAGCCACUUUCCAUAACUGGCCACCCUAUAAUGAGAUGUACCCGGAGCAGCUGGCUCGUGCAGGGUUUUUUUACACAGGUCACGGUGACACUGUAAAAUGUUUUUACUGUGAUGGUACCAUGAGGGACUGGAUGCUUGGAGAUGACCCCUGGAAGGAACAUGCUAAAUGGUUUCCAAGGUGCGAGUUUCUGCUGCAGUCAAAGGGGAGAGCAUUUGUUACCAGGGUUCAGGAGACUUCUUUCAACCCACAAGAACCUCUGGGAGACUCAUGGUCUCGGGAUGAACAAGAACCCUCUGCCAUCCAAGAUCCUAUGGGGAAUCGGGAAUUGCCAUCUCCUCUGGAUCAGUCUUCCGUAGUGCAGAAUGUCCUGCAGAUGGGCUUUGACCCCAGCUUGGUGAUUAGCUUGGCCCAGAGUAAAUACCUGCUGACUGGAACUUGCUACUUAUCUGAGUCUGAGCUGGUUUCGGAUCUGCUUCAAACAAAUGGGGAGGAGAGCAGCAGUGCAGAAGGAAGCAGAGUUUAUGCAGACCCUGCUCCAAGGGACAGCGGUACAUCGGGACUGAAGGAGGAAGCCCAAGCUGAGUGCUCCGACGAACCAGCAGGUCCUAUGCUGAGCACAGAGGAUCAGCUGCGGCGCCUGCAGGCAGAGCGGAUGUGCAAAGUCUGCAUGGACAAGGAUGUGUCCGUCGUCUUCGUCCCUUGUGGACACCUGGUGGCGUGUGCAGAGUGCGCCCCUAACCUGAGACGGUGUCCUAUCUGCAGAGCAUCCAUCCGAGGGAGUGUGAGGACGUUCCUGUCUUGACCCACGAUGCGUGCGUCGGGGCCUUCGUGGGAUCCUGGACUCUAGCUGCCUCUUUCCUCCACUGAUAGAAGAUGCGAGACAUCAUCUGCUCCAAAAUAUAAUUGUUUGUUUUAAAAAGGACAAAGUCACAACUUGGUAUCUCAACUGAGGAUCUCCAUGAUGCUGUGACCAGAACACUUGGCAGUAUGCUCUUCCAUCCUCUUAUUUCCUUUUUUAACAGAAAGAAUGGAAGCCAGCAAGCAUGGAAAAAGCUGUACAGGACACUUCAGGGGGUUGUUUGGUGACCCAGACUGCAAGUGCUUUCUAGCAAGAAGCUAAGAGAGGCCUUCUCCAACAGGAUUUGUUCAUAGGAUUGGAAAAAGAAAAGCAAACUCUCUGUAGAUUUGUACUUUAAUGUUGGAAAAAUAAAGCUAUUUUCUCUUUCAGGC